This is a messenger RNA of Biomphalaria glabrata, 1090 nucleotides long. RefSeq names its product RWD domain-containing protein 1-like. NCBI's taxonomy places the organism in Eukaryota, Metazoa, Mollusca, Gastropoda, Planorbidae. The record is from RefSeq and is a predicted model, not a curated record. The coding region runs from base 199 to 936 and encodes 245 amino acids. The transcript has 7 exons. Gene Ontology annotation, biological process: cytoplasmic translation. Gene Ontology annotation, molecular function: protein binding.
AAAUCUCUGCUAGCCGGAAACAAUAUGGUUCUUUUAACAUGUUGUUGGUAUCAGGAUUAUAAUACUAGAUUAGAAAUCUAGAAUAUUUCUUUGAUUGAAUCAGUGAUUUUUUUAAAUAAACUUUGUAAUGCAUAAGGAAUACAUUUUAUUCUUAUUUUCUUAAUUAGAAACUAAUAAUCGCAAACUUUAGUGACUAAAAUGACGGAUUACAAAGAAGAGCAAAGGAAUGAAAUUGAAGCUCUGCAAUCAAUUUACCCAGAUGAAAUCGAAAUUAUUGAAGAGCAACCAUACUAUUCUUUCAAACUUCAAGUUGGAUCACAGGACCCAGACAAAUUUCCAGAUCAUGCCAUGUCUGCGGUAAUACAGUUCACCUAUACACAUGACUAUCCAGACUCUGCACCUGAUAUGCUUAUAGAGUCAACCGAGAAUAUGGAUGAUGCUCAACAAGAAUCUUUAAUGGAAUUUAUGACAUCUCAGGCAGAAGAAAACCUGGGAAUGGCUAUGAUAUUUACAAUUAUUUCAUCGGUACAAGAGAGGCUGACAGAUAUGAUGGAGCAGGCAGCAAAAGAUCAGGAAGAAGCCAUUGAGCGCAAGAAAAAGGCAGAUGAAGAGGCUGAGAGGAAACGCUUUGAAGGAACCAGAGUCACUGUUGAAUCAUUUAUGGCAUGGAAAUUAAAGUUUGAUGCUGAAAAGGCAGAAAUGCGAAGAUUAAAAGGUUUCUCUGAUGGAUCAGCUAAAAAACCUACAGGUAAAGAACAAUUUAUGGCAGAUCAGUCAUUGUAUGAUUCUGAUGUAAAAUUUUUGCAAGCAGAGGGAGACACACUGGAGGUGGAUGAAUCUUUAUUUGAUAACAUGGGCGACCUAGACUUAGAAGAUGAUGAUGAUGAUGAUGAUGAUGACGACCCAGAUUACCAGCCUGGAGAUGAAGAUGACUGACAUUAGAGUACGCAUUUAGAUGUUUUAUGUAUUAACUGAAUUUUACAUUGCCAAUUCUUUAUCCUAUUACAUGACUUGUCUUGCAUUUGUGUCCAAAAUGAAAAUAUUGUUCAAAUAUGUGCCUGCAAUAAAAAAAAAUAGAAAGGAAAAAAAA